UCAUCUUCAUCUUCACGUUGGAUCCUAAAGCUGGACAUUAGAGCGGUUAUUUUCACAGAUAAAUGGAUUAUUAUUUAGUCUGAACUGAAACUAUGAGGAGGGAGAAAGUACAGUCGGUGCUGCUGGAGCUCAGUGUGGUUCAUUUACCUCAGUGACUGAAGCUGAAUGUAGUUUAAUCUGCUUCCAGGACAGGAUUUUUACUACAUGGAGGUUCUAAUUUAAUCAGGAAGUAAAAGUAGAAUAGAAGCUCUUAACUUCUACUAAAUGAUGAUUUGUUGUUACAACAGCUUUUAUCUGAAACAUGGACCCAUUUCAUCUGAAGAGGAGGAAGAUAAUGAAGAGUAAUUAAGGAUUGUAUUAGUGUGAAUCUGUAGGAGGAGAUAAAGAGAUAAAAAUGGCGGCUGCAAGAAACAAUGAGUUUAAACUUAUUGGACCCCAUCAUAAAGAUGAAGUGUAUCAGUCUGACUCUGUGGUCACUCUCUCAUGUCACCUGUCUCCUGAAAUCAGUGCUGUUGCCAUGGAGAUCAGGUGGUUUAAGGGGACGGACUGUGUUUGUCUCUAUAAGAACAGGCAGGUGACAGAGGGGAGGGGCUACGAGGGCAGAGUGAGUCUGUUCACUCAGGAGCUGCAGAGAGGAAACGUCUCCUUACAGAUCAGAGACUGUAGAUGGUCAGAUUUAGGAGAUUAUCUGUGUCAGGUCACCAAUGGACACACAACAGAGGAGUGUACAGUAAGAGUGAGGGGUUCCAAUGAUUCGGUAGGGAUUUUCAGAGAGAGAAGAAGAGGGAAGGCUACUCGAGUUCAGACACUCUUUGUUUCUCAGAGAGCCAGAAAAUGGACAGAAGAGGAGAGCCUGAAAAUGGAGGAAUCUGCUCUGCUGAUCGAAUUAAUAGAGGAGAGGUUUCCUGGACCUGUACUGAAGAACUUAAUGAGCUUAAUUGAAGAAAAGAAAACUCAGGAGGAAAAGCUGAAGAGAGCUGAGACUGAAUUGGAGAACACAGCCAAACAAACACACAGUAAAGAAGAAGAAUUAAAAGAGGAGGAACAAGAGGAGAGAGAGAACAUCAGAGAGAUCAGUCUGGAGAUCAGAGAGAUGCAGGAAAGAAGAGUGAGAGAAAGAGUGAAGAUGAGACAAAGAGAGGAAGAGGAGAUCAGAGGAAAGAUGAGAGCUGUUGUGGAUGAUUUGAGGAGCUCAGAGGAAGCAGCUGAGAAGAUAAAGGAGAAAAUUAAACAGCAUGAAAAACAAAAACAUAAAUGUAAGCGAAAGUUAUCAAAGGAGAGAAAUGAGGAGAAGAGGAGAGAGCUGGAGAGAGAAGUGGAGAGAGAAGAUGAGCAGAUGAAGGAGGCUGGAGAGGAGCUGAAGAGGAUGCAGGAGGAGAGGAGGAUGAUGGUGAAGAAGCUCAGACUGGAGAUGGAGAUCAGAGAGAAGAAUGCAGUAAAAGCAGAUACACACUUCAUCAGGAAGCUGCCUGAACUCAUUACUCAGAGUGUUAUAACAAACAGACAGAAAGAGUUUGAUAGAGAGAUGAAUGAAAAAGAGAGAGAGAUAGAAAGACUGAAACUAAACCCUUUAGAGAUGGAAAAAGAAAAGGAAAAUAAACUAGAAGAGAGAAAAAAGACUUCAGAAGAGAAAAACAGACAACUUGAACAAAAAGACACUGAAUUAGAAGAACAUAGAAAAAUAAUAGAGAACAAAAAUAAAACAAUAGAUGAGAAGAAUGAACUGCUGAGAGAGAAAGAGACUCUACUGGAGAUCACAGUGAAAGAGGUGGAAAGCAGUAAAAAGCAGCUGGAGACUCUGAGAAAGGAACUGCAGGACAAGAGCAGCAAACUACAGGAGAUGAUGAUCCUACUGGAACAACAGAAAACUGAACUCACCCGUCAGCAGAAAGAGUUAGAAGAGAAAGAACAACAACUUAAACACACAGCACAACAGAAUUCAGACCUACAGACUGAAACUGAAACACUGACAACUCUCAUUUCAUCACAGACGACUGAUUUAACUGAAAAGACCAAACAGCUCAAAGAAACAAAAAGCGUUCUAUCUGAGAGAGACAGACAGCUAAUAGAGAGAGAAAAACAAGUGGAGGAGAAAGACAGACUUCUGACAGAAAAUACAACAACACUUCAAAUGAAGGAGAAGAUUUUAGAAGAGAAAGACAAACUUCUCACAGAGACACAAGAUGAACUGAGACAAACAACAAAGACAUUAGAGAAUCAUAGAAUACAAAUGGAAGAAAUGGAGAAAAGACUUGUGGAGAAAGAUGAAGAAUUAAAAGAGACAAAACAAGAACUGAAAGAUAAAAACACGAUUAUAAAAGAACAUUUAGAGACUGUUGAUAAGAGAGAUUCAUUAUUAAAGGAAACUAAUGAAAGAUUAGAAAGUGUUAAUAAACAGCUUAAAGAUAAAGACUCACAACUGGAGAAUCAGAUCAAACUGCUGAGAGAGAAAGAGACUCUACUGGAGAUCACAGUGAAAGAGGAGGAAAGCAGUAAAAAGCAGCUGGAGACUCUGAGAAAGGAACUGCAGGACAAGAGCAGCAAACUACAGGAGAUGAUGAUCCUUAUGGACCAACAGAAAACUGAACUCACCCGUCAGCAGAAAGAGUUAGAAGAGAAAGAACAACAACUUAAACACACAGACAGACUUCUGACAGAAAAUACAACAACACUUCAGAUGAAGGAGAAGAUUUUAGAAGAGAAAGACAAACUUCUCACAGAGACACAAGAUGAACUGAGACAAACAACAAAGACAUUAGAGAGUCAUAGAAUACAAAUGGAAGAAAUGGAGAAAAGACUUGUGGAGAAAGAUGAAGAAUUAAAAGAGACAAAACAAGAACUGAAAGAUAAAAACAUAAAACUGAAAGAUAAAGACAUGAUUAUAAAAGAACAUUUAGAGACUGUUGAUAAGAGAGAUUCAUUAUUAAAGGAAACUAAUGAAAGAUUAGAAAGUGUUAAUAAACAGCUUAAAGAUAAAGACUCACAACUGGAGAAUCAGAUCAAACUGCUGAGAGAGAAAGAGACUCUACUGGAGAUCACAGUGAAACAGCUUGAAGAGAAGGAGAGACUUCUAAGUGAGAGAAACACACAGCUAAUGGAAAGAGACAAGCAGGUUGAGGAGAAAGACAGACUUCUAGAGGAGAGAAACAAGCAGCUGCAGGAGAGAACAGAUCCAGACUCAGCAGCUCCAGCCAGGAAGAGAAACAGCAAAGACAUUAGACCUCCAGACUUCAGUGGAGAAACUCCAGAUGCAGCAGCACCACUCAGGAGAAGAAACAGUAAAGAAGAAAUUCCUCCAGGAAUGAGUGGAGAAUCCUCUAGUUCAGCCUCUCCAGAGUCAGUUCCUGUAGCAGAGCUCAGGCUGGUGCUGCUGGGGAGGACUGGAUGUGGGAAGAGAGCAGCAGGAAACACCAUCCUGGGCAGAGAGGAGAGGAGCCAGGCUGGAGCGUCUACAGUGAGGCAGCAGAGUAAGAGCAGACAGGGGGAGGUGGCUGGGAGGCAGGUGUCUGUGGUGGACACUCCUGACUGGUUCUGUCCUGGACUCUCUCUGGAGGAGCUGAGACAGGAUGUGGGACUCUGUGUCCGUCUGUCUGCCCCAGGACCCCACGCCUUCCUCCUAGUCAUACCAGUGAAGCAGUCUACAGGAGAGGAGAGAGGCAUGCUGGAGAAAAUGGAGGAGAUCUUUGCAGAGAGAUGUUGGAGGAACACCAUGAUCCUUUUCACUGUUACUGAUGAAGUCCAAGAGAAGAACAUUGAAGAGUUUAUCCAGUCAGGAAACCAGGAGGUCCAGAGACUCGUAGGGAAAUGUGGGAACAGGUUUCACUGUCUCAGCAUUAAGGAGAGUGGAGAUGGUUCUCAAAUCUCAGAGCUGCUGGAGAAGAUCGAGAAGAUGGUGGAAGGAAACAGAGAGAAAUUCUACUGCAGUGAGAUCUACCUGGAGACACAAUCUCAGAUCAGAAAGAUAGAGAGAAGAAUUAUGAGAGAAAGAGAGGAGAUGAGAGAGAGACAAGAAAGAGAAACUAGAGAGAAACUAGAGAGAUGUGAACAGGAGACUUUAAUGAAGUUUUCAGAAUCAACUGCUGAUUUUCAUACAAAAAUAACUCAGCAUGAAGAGCGAAUAACUAAACUAGAGGAAAUGCUGAAAGAGGAAAGAGAUGAGAAGAGAAAGGUAGAGCUGAAGAGAGAGGUGGAGAGAGAGAUUCAGCAGAGGAAUGAGGUUCAGUUGGAGCUGGAGAGACUGAAAGAAGAGACUGAAAAGGAGAGGAGAGAGAUGGAGGAGAGACACAGACAGGAGAUGGAGGAGAUCAGAGAGACAUAUGAAGGAGAAGCCAAGAUGGAGGCAGAGAGAAUCAUGAAGAUCAUCCUGCCUGAACUCCAGCAGAGAAUGUGGGAAGUCAUGAUAAAGAAACAGAAAGAGUUUGAUUGUAGGAUGGAUGAAAAGAAGAGAGAGAUAGAAACACUGAGACAGAGACUCAGAGAGGGAGUCAGAGGGGGAAUCACAGCAGGAGGAGAUGAUCAUCAGGAGGACACUAGAAGACGAUUUAGCAGGUUAAGACAAUUCCUUUGUGUAAGCACUCGGUCAGAUCAGUGAGAGCUCCUGACUGACUUUCAGUCAAAGCAGAUUUGACUGAUUUAACUGAUAGUAGCAGCUGAUGGAAAGGUAAGCUGAGAAUGAGUGAUUUUAUUCUCCCCAAAGUGAGGGACUCGAUACACAUUUUAAAAUUAUAUCAAAAUGUUUGUUUUUGUUAAGGAUGAGUUUAAAGUGUUGAUUUGUUAAUUUGUCAAUUUGUUCAUAUUAAAUUUAAAUACAUUUAAAUAUAGUCUAUAAACCUACUUAGUCUCAGGUACAUUUUAGUGUAAUUCUUCUUAGUUUCUGGUAGCCUGAUCACAGGAUCAUUACUGUCUGUCAUUAGAGUGAAGAGUAGAGUGAGAUUAUCUUCAGUUCUUCUUUCCACCCUGAUCAGAUCACUCUGUGGAGGGAAGAACAGAGAGAGCAGAGAUCAGACUGCUUCACUUACUGCCUUUAAUCACUGAUUCAGGAUCAGCUCUUAGGACUGCAGUGAAUGUGGAGCAGCACGUUAGAAAUGGAGGUUCUGUGAGCAGCUCCAGUUGCUGCUGCAUUACAUGGAGCAUGUAGAGCUUCAUGCAGCCUCUGGCUGGAAACAGCGGCUGAUGCCUGAGCUUGUUCAGUUUGAUCAAAGUGCAGCGUGGAAAGCAGCUGAGUGAGAUAAUCAGAUAUCAGCUGUUCAGAGAGAAUCACACAGAGAAGAGGAGAGAGAGCCUGGAGUGACAGAGAGGAGAGCAGGAGUGCUGAAUGAUUAUUAAAGAUGAUUUAUAAUAUAUACUGUAGAUGUGAUGUAUAUGAAAUUGUUUCUUGGGAAUGUUAAGAAAUUUACUUGUAUAUACAAAUUAUUUUCCCUAAAAUGCACAUUUACUGGUAAAAUAGUUUAAUACUGUGAUGGUUUAAGCAUACAGAUGUACAGCAUCACUACAGUAUGAACUUCAAAAACUCACUCAGCGUCUCACACAACAGAAAUCUACAUUCACUAAUAUGAUAAAGACACUAUUUACACUCAGUCUAAAGCUACAUAAACAUCACCUUUGGGCUCAUAAAUGAUUUCUGUGAAUUAAUAUUUGUGGAAGAAAAUAAUAAUGAAACACUACAAAUAAAAUCACCACAAAUGGCUAAAAAUGGACAAAAUGCUGGAGUUUCCAGUCUUCUCUGCAAAGGGCCGGUGUGGCUGCAGGUUUUGAUUCCAACAAAGCAGGAGCUCAGACAUGAUCAGCUGAAUAAACAAGUAGAAUCAGGAGUUUCUGCUGGUUUGUAAUGAAACUCUGCAGCCACACCUGCCCUUUGUUGAUAAGUGA
Molecule: messenger RNA, 5868 nt
Organism: Colossoma macropomum (tambaqui)
Lineage: Eukaryota; Metazoa; Chordata; Actinopteri; Characiformes; Serrasalmidae
Product: trichohyalin-like
Exons: 15
Coding region: 395-4591 (1398 amino acids)
Molecular function (GO): GTP binding
Source: RefSeq, a predicted model, not a curated record